This is a messenger RNA of Striga hermonthica, 1392 nucleotides long. The record is from the annotation of a GenBank genome assembly. NCBI's taxonomy places the organism in Eukaryota, Viridiplantae, Streptophyta, Magnoliopsida, Lamiales, Orobanchaceae.
AUGUACAAAUCCAAAUUACAGGAGUUCUGCCAGCGCUGUUGCUGGGAGUUGCCGGAAUACAAAACUGUCAGGGAUGGCCCCGAUCACUUGCCCCGCUUCACCGCCACCGUUUCUGUGCACGGACAGGUCUUUGAGACGCCGGAACAAUGCAAGUCCUCUAAGGAAGCACAGAACGCCGCCGCUCGAAUAGCGUUGGAGCACUUGAACAAUCCGGCGCCGCCGCAAGUUCACCAUACGCCGGCAACCGCUUCUGCGCCGGCCGCCGUUAAUCAUCAGCUUCAGGAGGCGCCGCCUGUUACUCCAGUUGCUCCGCUCCCUGAACUGCGGCCGGCUGUUCCAGAUCCUCAGUUACUUCCUCUAUCUCCACUUCCUUCAUCUCUUCCAAUCCCCCCUCCUGGACUUUUGGUGCCGAAGAGUGCUAAUUCAAAUUUUGCUAGUGAAGAUAUACUGCAGCAGAAUUGUAAGGAUACUGGACAAGCUUCUAUGGUUUAUCGGGUAGCAAUAGGUUCCAAUGAAAACAUUUAUAAAGAUACUUUGCAUUUGUACAAGAACCAGCUUCAGAAAUUUGCUCAGAAAAAAAAUAUUGGUCUCCCGGUAUAUACUACGGAGGCUGAGGGCCCUCCCCAUGCUCGUCGUUUCAAGUCAAGUGUCUGUGUUGCGGGAAAAUCAUACACGACAAAGGAAUUUUUCACCACAUUGAAGGAAGCCGAGCAAGCGGCCGCUAGAAUAGCUUGUCAAGAGUUGUCUGUCGACGUUACUCAAGAGGAUGGAGGGUUAUACAAAACUUUGCUGCAAGAACUUGCCCAGAAAAGGGGUCUUCCCUGCCCAUCAUAUGAGACAGUCCAAUCGGGUGUGCCCCAUAGACCUUUAUUUUCAUCCACGGUUGUGGUGGGAAGUUGUACAUUCCGAGGGGCUGAUGCCAAAACCAAGAAGCAGGCUGUGAUGAAUGCUGCUAGAGCUGCUUAUUCUGAUCUUUCAGAGCCAGCAGAACCCUCAAGGCUGCAGUCCAUCAGUGUAUGUACAGAUGCUGAAAGUUCCUCACGGGAUGAUAAGGCUAGCGAAACUACUGAAAGUCAUCGUGAUUCAACAGCUGAAGAAGCUCAUCUACAAGCAAAGAGAGCCAAAUAUUCACAUGAAAGCAUGAAUGUGAAUGAUGAUACUCGUGUCCCAGGUUCAUCUGAAGGCAAAUCUGAUGAAUCGACUUUCAAUCCUAAGCCCGUUGGUAGUGUGCUAUCGACUCAAGAACCGUGCGGUGUCCGGUCAAAGACUGUGGUUUAUUCUCGCAAAUCAAACCUGCCAAAGCCUGAAUCAGCUUCCGUGUUGCCUUUUAGUGAUGAUGAGUGGGUCGCGUAUAAAGUCGAGCACGACACGAGACCUACUGCACAGAAAUAG